AUGAGCAAACAUCCCAACACAGCUCGCGCCCCUCAACGAUCCCGAUCGCGCAGACGUGGGGACCGGGGAGAUGCUAACAACAUUCGUAUAUCUACAAACAAGUAUACUCGGUACGGUAGCGCUUCAAUCUCUACAUCCAUUUAUAACCUUACGUCGAUAUUACACAAGCCAGAUUCGCACAAAUUAGAACAAGCCAUGAACAAGGUUCUUAUCACGGAAAACUACGUUCUCAUAAACACAAGGAAACAAUGUACCGGGCAUUUCCGGUCAUUGAACUCUGAAUCUUUAAUCUUUAAUUGUCUUACAAAGAUUCGCAUAACAACAAAGUUUAGUGGCCACCGCGCCGCCUCUACUCUGACAUUACGUGACUUAUACAAGUAUCACUCUGUACUUGGCCAGUAG
Spodoptera littoralis (African cotton leafworm) is the source of this 402-nucleotide messenger RNA. Lineage: Eukaryota; Metazoa; Arthropoda; Insecta; Lepidoptera; Noctuidae. The record is from the annotation of a GenBank genome assembly.